This is a messenger RNA of Lecanosticta acicola, 1276 nucleotides long. The record is from the annotation of a GenBank genome assembly. NCBI's taxonomy places the organism in Eukaryota, Fungi, Ascomycota, Dothideomycetes, Mycosphaerellales, Mycosphaerellaceae.
AUGGCGGCUCUCUCACGCUUCCACAGUCGCUUCGCCCAGCGGCCCAUCAUAUUAUUUUCCAUCAUUCUCACCAUCUUCUUGACCUACAUCUCCCUCACAGAGAUCACACUUCAAGAAGCCCCAAAUUCCAUUCAAUGGCACCAGAGCCUCUGGAAGAGCGCGAGAAAAGCUGCGCACGACCUGGCCCAAAGCUCUCGAGCAGCAUCGAUACAUAGCUCAGAGAUUCCCCAGUCACCACUAUCCACAGAACGCAAGAACGGCCGGAUGAACGCAACUUUCGUCUCUCUCGCUCGAGAUUCCGACCUUCCAGGCCUCCUACAAAGUAUCAGAGACGUAGAAGACCGCUUCAACGUGCACUACAACUACGACUGGGUCUUCCUCAACGAUGACGAUUUCACAGAAGAAUUCAUCAAAGUCACAUCGGCUUUCGUCUCCGGUCGUGCACGGUACGGCAGGAUCUCAAAAGACCAAUGGUCCCUCCCAUCCUUCAUAGACGAGAAGAAAGCCGAACAGACCCGGAUCGACAUGAAAAAUGUCAAGUAUGGCGAUAGCGCAUCUUAUCGUCACAUGUGUCGCUACCAGUCUGGGUUCUUCUACAAACAUCCACUGGUAGAGGAAUACGAGUGGUACUGGCGUGUAGAACCGGAUAUCAAGAUCUCCUGCGAUGUCCCCUACGAUCCCUUUCGCUGGAUGGCUGAGAAUGGGAAGAAAUACGGUUUCGUCAUCUCCCUGAAUGAAAUCUCCGCGACGGUUCCAAGUCUAUGGAACACCACCAAGCGCUUCAUUAGAGAUUUCCCUCAACACGUCACGAAGAAUAAUAAUAUGGCGUUUCUAUCCGAAGACGAAGGCGAGACGACGAAUUAUUGUCACUUCUGGUCGAAUUUCGAAAUCGCCAAUCUGAAUUUCUUCAGGAGUCAGGCGUACAACGACUUCUUCAAUUAUCUGGACCAUGCGGGAGGGUUCUUCUAUGAGCGAUGGGGGGAUGCUUCGGUGCAUAGCAUCGCCGCCUCUUUGAUGUUGGAGAAAGGAGAGGUUCAUUAUUUCAAUGACAUUGGGUAUCGACACAGCCCUUUGACGAACUGUCCGAGGGAUCAGAAGACGUUCCUGGAGAGAAGAUGUCUUUGUGAUGUGGGGGACAAUAUGGAUUGGAGUCCUUCUUGUGAGUUACUGUCCUCUGAAUCCAUUACGAUGAUCCCUUUGCGCUGACGCUGGAGUGGUAGGCACCAAGCGGUUUUUUGAGACAGCGGAGCUUCCGUUUCCCGAGGGCUUUGAUUGA